Asterias rubens (European starfish) is the source of this 3592-nucleotide messenger RNA. Its product is annotated as bifunctional peptidase and arginyl-hydroxylase JMJD5-like. The transcript is spliced from 7 exons. Gene Ontology annotation, molecular function: 2-oxoglutarate-dependent dioxygenase activity. Bases 113 to 1309 code for a protein of 398 amino acids. Lineage: Eukaryota; Metazoa; Echinodermata; Asteroidea; Forcipulatida; Asteriidae. The record is from RefSeq and is a predicted model, not a curated record.
UACCACUUAAAAUGGCCGGCUGAAAAUUAUCGUCUGCAUACUGCCUGAUAAAAACACAACUAGAUUUAAUCAAAUGCUACACUGAGAGUGUAAACAAAGAGACAGACUGAUAAUGUGGAAUUUAGUGGACUUUGUAAGGUGCGUUUGCGUGGUUUGCGUUGUGUUUUUGUCAGCGUUAUGUGGCGAUACCGCGACAGCCACGCAGGCACCGGGCCGGGACGAACCACCACCGGCCGGCCACCUGAAACCUCUCGGGUGGCAUCGGCCCGCAGAGCCCGACGUGGACACCGUGAAUUCAGUACCAGAACCUAAAGAGUUCUUUGAAAAGUAUGUUCGUCACGGGCGGCCAUUGCUGAUGAAAGGAGCAGCUAAAAACAUGGCUGCAUUUAAACUGUGGAAAGAUGAUUAUUUAAGAUCACAGCACGGGGAACUUGAGGUUGAAGUAGAAGAAGGAAAGAAAGAGAAUCGCUCAAGAGGCUUAUGGUCCAUGAAACUACACGAGUUUCUGGAUGAGUACGGACAGGGUGAUAUCUACAUGGUGUCAAGUGUGCUACCAGAAUUAGCAGGGGAGGUGGAAUUACUGCGCUGUAUGCAUUGUGGCGGGUUCACAGAGCACCUUCAAGAUGCAGUUAUUUGGUUCAGUAGUGGCAGCACUAAAUCUGUGUUACAUUAUGACGCUGUAGAUAACAUCAACUGUGUGUUAGACGGCAAGAAAGAAAUCUUCCUUGUUGAUAAGAGGGAGAAGGAAAACAUUGAUAUCGAUCAUCCAGACGGCUCGUUCAGCGGUGUAGACGUCGAUAGAGUCGAUAUGUAUAAAUAUCCUGGACUCGGUCAAGUUCCUUGGUAUAAUGUCACUAUGGAACCAAGUGAUUGCUUCUUCAUACCCUACAGGUGGUAUCAUCAAGUCAGGUCAUUACAAGGUCGUAACCUUGCCAUCAAUAUUUGGUUUGUACACCUUCUCCAGUUCAUCGCUGAUGAUUGUAGGUCAAAGGAUGACAUUCCAGAUUUCACACCUCUUGAACAGUUUCAAUUCACCACAGACAUCGAACAAUUGAGAGGUGAAAUAGCCAACUGCAUUGAUGAACUUGAAAAUGGUUACCUGGACAGACCAAAUCUUUUAGAGUUUGCAAACUGCCUUGAUAUAUCAGAGGGAGAUUCACUCAUGGUAUUCCAGUUGUUAGACGAGGACCAGGAUGAGCGAGUCACACUGAAUGAAGUGUACUCCUUCAACAUGAUGACCAUUCAAUCCUUACUCCCUGAUUUGAUCAGCACACAUUCGAGCACAGAAGAGCUUCAUGAUGAACUUUGACCCCCGAUCAGGUUUUUUUUCCCUUAUUAUUUAUUUGACAAGUCUGUGGUCUAGAUCUGGUUCUGAUGGUGGAGUUAUUCAAACACUAAGCGAGGUUUAUGACCCAUGACUCUCAAGCUUCACUAGAGAGUGCCAGAUGCAGGCAUGCAACUUUUCCUUGGAUCAGCUGAUUUCCUCUUUUUUUUAAAUCUCAGUUUUACCAUUCAAAAUUGAAAACUUUCUACACAAAAUCUUUGAAAUUUUGUAAUUUCCUCUUUUUUUGCAUGCCUGCAGAUGACAUCACCGUUAUUCUAAGACUGGUCUCACAAACCAUUCAAAACAACUCUUUAACUUUUCAGUACUAAAUCCAAAUCAGAGUGAUUUUACCAAACAUAAACAUUCCCUUUAAAAUUAUACAAUUUAAAAUCAGGCCUUGGCUUACGUGGUAAUUUUUAACAGGCAACUCUGUAGGCAACCAGGGCCCAAUUUUACGAAAAUUCUUGCUAAGCACAAAUUACAAAUGGUACACAAGACAUAGUAUUUUGGCUGGUAACCUUAAUGUGGUAAGCAUAGUUGUUUUGUGCUUACAUGGAGCUAUAGUUUGUGCUUAAGUAGUUCUACGACAUUGGACCCAGGCUGGCCUGUAUGCUUCGUUUCCAACACAGAGAUUUUUUGUAGUCUUACGUCAUGAUUCUUUUAAUGCCCAUACAGAAGAUAACUCACUCAAAUCAAUUCAUUAACAUAAAAGCAGUUUAUUUGGUGUUGGUUUUUUUUUUUCCUCUUCAGUUUGAUAAAAAUAAGGUUGAUCUGUUAUUUGUGAUUCAAUUAUAAUUCACAAGUUCUACUAUUAUCAGGCAUUACAGUACAGGGUACACGUUCUGAAUUGAUGUGGUUUUCAUAAGGCAUACUCUUUGCUUAUGUACACAACCACUAUCGUGGGUACACUUUUUGUUACAAAGACACCAAAUGAACAACAGAUAAAUAUUAUCUCUUUGCAGAUCUUGUAUUUAAACAAUUCAAGCACUUUUUAUUCAUGAUCAUGGACACAGCAAUUGAUAUAAAAAAAAACAUUGAGAAAACUGCUACGUCAGUUAUUUUUCAAACAGUUUUUCAAAAAAUGUGUACUUAUGAUUGCUGCUUUGCACCAAUAUGUUUGUAAAUUCUCUCUUCAGCAAUCUCUUUAUUUGUUAUACACAGUGAUUUCAACUUUAUGCUUUUAAUUGGUUUUUAUUCAUGUCUACUUGCCAUUAACACUCAAGCUUAGUUCUUUUUAAACUUAAAAUAUACAAAUAAUUAAAGGGGGUAAACAAUUUACACUGUUUAAGUUUCCUUGAAAGACUGUGUACAUUUUUUGACAAUUUAUUAUUAACAAUGUACACAUGAAUGCAGAACCUGGCUAUAUAAGCUGGCUUUAUAUACAAACCUUCUAAUUCAGAUUGACUUUGUUUCCUUCAGGUUAUUAUCAUGAAUUUUUUUUCAAGUUUAUCUUUGUAUAAUGAUCUCAAAGAUCAACAGUUAUAUUGUGUACAUGUACUUUUCAAAUGUGUCGUUUAAGGUAAAUUUUACCUAUUAAAACCCUGCGAUGCACCACCCCUGUCGAGUAUACAGGAAUGCCAUUGGGUAAUGCAGCCAGAAGACCAUCAAGAAAUGUGUAUAACUCAUUUUGUAAUGUACUUUUUUUCAAAGCCAAUACAGGCCCGUAUGCCUCGUUUUUGAAAGGGCAAGGGUUUUACUGUAGCCUGGCAAUGACCAGCGGGCAUGGAGGCAAUUGCCUUUGUUGCCUCCCAAUACCUUUCCCGCGGUUUGCCAAAGGAAAAAUUAACAACAGCUAUGUUUUUCAGUUUUGUUGGUUAAUAAUUAUGUUUUUACACAGUAAAGGCGCAGCGUUUUUUGUACACAAGCACACUUAAUUUGCUGAAAGUGUUUUCUAACAGUAGAUUCUGCGUCCAUGAGUCAUACUGCCCAUAGGUCAUAUGGCUUGUCAAUCGGGCCUGUCGGAAGAUAGGAAUCCAUAUCAAGGGUUUUACCCGUUUUUGCAUAGAAAUGAACGACAAUGUGUUUCGGUGUAUUGGUUGAAGACUGGUUGGCCAUCGUAGGGUUUCAGAAAUAGGUAUAAAACUCCUUUUCAAACUAUUUUUGUGUAUGGUUUAAGAACGAAAAACGUGUUUUUGGUUUGUUGGUAAAACAGAAUUAGUGGUAUACUCGACAGUGUACAAGGUGCGGUCAACCCUUGUUAUAAAGAGCUCUGUUAUUAUACCGAGGUUCUGCUUAUAAAGAGCACAUUCUGAAGUCCUGAAUCCCAUA